This is a messenger RNA of Chara braunii, 1581 nucleotides long. The record is from the annotation of a GenBank genome assembly. NCBI's taxonomy places the organism in Eukaryota, Viridiplantae, Streptophyta, Charophyceae, Charales, Characeae.
AACGUUUGUCUAGAAAAACUCGUUUUUUUAGGAAUGGACAGGGUAACCGUUAUGACAUUCACAUCUGAAUUGAGGGCAGAGAUGCUCUCUACCUUGGAGUCGAAUAAGACACUUCAGGAGUUUACUUUAGAUUGGAGAUCUGACAUAGUUAUUGAUCAUAAGUUGUCAAAAAACAAGACUGAACGCCGGUUGCUGGAGGCUGGUGGAGGCUUGCUGGAGGCUGGUGGAGGCUUGGAACGCACUACUAGCAGCCACAUCAGAUGCUUUUUGGCGGGUGAACCUUAUGUGGGUAAGUCGAGCUUGAAGGAUUCGAUUUGCCGUGGAACAUUGGAGUACUGCAUAGACAAGAUGAAGCAGAUGACACCUGGUGAUCGGCCUGCCAAACCUCGAACGAAGGGCAUUGAGAUGGUCCAUGUCGCAUCGAAAGGGGUCAACAUCCAGUUYUGGGACUUGGGGGGACAACCUGAGUACCACACCAUCCACGAUCUGUUCAUGCCAACUCUAGGAGGGGACAUGGCAGUUCCACCCAUCUUCUUGCUUCUAUUUAAUCCGGUGAUCGAAUGUGAGCAAGUAAGCAGUGGCAACUCAAGUGGAGACAGCUCGGCARCUGYRGAAGUUGAGAAGAGACAGUGGGAURAACUUCUUCAACGACUGAGGUAUUGGUUGAGAUUCAUCGCGACAAACUGCAAAGCCGAAAGAAAGCCUUGUGUGAUUCCAGUAUGCAAUCCUCACUUGACUCAGAAACAAAAGUUGUCUGACUUGUACCCUCGUGCGGGUAAGGUGGUCCGCUGGAUAUCUGAGGAGUUUCAAGAGGCACUUGAUAUUGUGAAUAAGGUAAUCCUUAUCGAUGCCAGAAGGAAUGGCGAUGCAAAAAGGGUCAAGAAGUUCUUGUUCAGUAAGGCCAAGGAUCUUCUUCACAACACCAAUGUGCUGCAAAUCAUGGAGAGAGUGCAAACGUUGGUGGUGAAGUCCAGUGGAUCAAGCAUUCCGCUAAUGACUUGGGCCCAGUUCCGUGGAAUCUGCUGGCCAUUGAGAAUUGCAGGCCAGCAUCAGGAGAGAAGUCUCAGCGAAGUACAAUCGGGAACUUGUAAGACUACGCUGGAUGGCAAUCUCCUCCUGAAAGUCAUGGCGAGCUAUCUCCAUGACAUCGGGCAAGUUAUUUGGUUUGAGCCGAUGCCAUUUGUAAUUACGAAUCCCCAGUGGUUCUGUUGCAGUUUCGUUGGUGAGCUCAUCCCAACAGAAUUUCAUGCCAGUGGAGUCUUCAAUGGGAUCGCUGAUGUGAAACUUUUAGAACGCGUGUUGUCAGAAGCUGUUUCUGGGAAAUGCGAGGUUGGUGUGCAGGAUGUAGUAGAUCUGAUGUUGAGAAUGGAGCUUGCCYAUAAGGUCUGUGACGAUCCCGAGAGCAGACUGUUGAUACCAUCAUGCCUUCCUGAUCGUCAAGAUGGGGACAUGAUUAGUUGGAAAGUGGACAGGAAAAAUGGGCAUGAACAGGAACUUCAAGGUCACUUUUCUGGAUAUCGGAUUGAAUGCAAAUACAAGAAGAAGACAAUGCUAACUGCAGGAUUCUUCCAUCGAAUGCAG